Molecule: messenger RNA, 1104 nt
Organism: Dictyostelium discoideum AX4
Lineage: Eukaryota; Evosea; Eumycetozoa; Dictyosteliales; Dictyosteliaceae
Exons: 2
Coding region: 1-1104 (367 amino acids)
Biological process (GO): chromatin remodeling
Cellular component (GO): Ino80 complex; nucleus
Source: RefSeq, a predicted model, not a curated record
AUGGUUAAUACACUUAAUGGAAAAAGGAGUAGAAAACCAAUAAAUAAGAAUUUUUUUUCAGGAAGUGAAAAUAGUGAAAGCGAUGGUGAACAAGAGGAAGAAACAAAUACUACAACUGAUGAUUUAUAUGAUAAUGAAGCAUCAGAUUCAGAUUCAUCAAAUAAAAAAAAAGUAGCAAAAACAAAAUCAAAACCAAUAUCAAAAGCAAGUGGUAAGAAUCCACCAUCACAACCACCACCUGCUUCAAUUAAAGUAAAAUUAUCAUUAAAACGUCCUGCUUCAACAUUAACACCAACAAAAAGAAAUACAGAUCAAUCUGAUGAUAAUAGUAGUAGUAGUAAUAAUAAUAGUAAUAAUAAUAAAGAUGAAUCAGAAGAUGUAGAUAUAGGAGAUGAAGUUAAUUCAAAUAAUAGUAAAGAAGAAUAUAAUGAAGAUGAUGGAGAAGGUGAUUAUGAGGAUGGAGAAGGUGAUGAAUAUGAAGAAGGUGAUGAAGAGGGUAGUGGUGGAGGUGAUGAAGAAGAAGAUGAAGAAGAUGCAAGUGAUGCAAGUGAUAUUGAUGAUAAAAAAGUAAUAAAAAAAAAGAAAAUUUCAAAUUCAAAAUCAACACCAAUAAAGAAAUCAUUAAAUAAUAUACCAGUCAAUAAUAAUAAAAAGAAACCUACAAAUUCACCAAAUGUAUCAGUACCACCAACACCAUUAACAAUUUCAACACCAAAAAAGAAACCAGGUAGAAAAAAGUUGACAUCAGAAUUUUCACCUUCAAAUAGUGGUGGUGGUGGUAAUGAAGGAAGUUAUCCAUUUAAAGAUAACAAUUUCUCAUUUCCAACAGAAAGUCAAAAAAAACCUUAUAAAUCAAUUAAACAAAUUUUAGCAAUGGAACCACAACCUCCAUCACCAAUGUUUCCAUCUUAUCAAAAUAUUGAAGUUUCUCAAACUUGUCAACCUGUUAAAAAAUAUUGUGAUAUAACUGGUUUAAUUUCAAAUUAUGUUGACCCAACAUCAUCUUUAAGAUAUUAUGAUUCAUCAGUUUAUCAAUUAAUUCAUUCUUUUACAGAUAAUGUUAAACAAAGUUAUUUAGGUUUAAGAAAGAGUGGUUAUAGAUAA